This is a messenger RNA of Aedes albopictus (Asian tiger mosquito), 10728 nucleotides long. RefSeq lists its product as uncharacterized. The coding region runs from base 1937 to 4909 and encodes 990 amino acids. The record is from RefSeq and is a predicted model, not a curated record. Gene Ontology annotation, cellular component: membrane. The transcript has 8 exons. NCBI's taxonomy places the organism in Eukaryota, Metazoa, Arthropoda, Insecta, Diptera, Culicidae.
GCAGCCAGAUUUAUUCACCACCUCUCAGUAUUCGGCCGUCGUGUCGUGGCAGCAUCGCAUCGCGCCAGUUAAAGGCGAGAAACUCACCGUGCGAAUCGGACGCGAAUCUUUCCUUUGUGUCGGACGAUAGAAUCGAAUUGAAAGGCUUUCGCCCCCCGAAACAAAGGGCAUUGUUCGCCUUGCUGUCGCCGCGAGUGAAACGUAUGGUGGUUCCCGGUAGUUCCUAAAGUGAUUGUUUCCAAUGGAUUAGGCAGCGAUUAGUUCUGGAAGUGCGAAAAUAAGCGAUCAUCGACUGUUGGACAGUUUUUCCAAACAGAAGCUAAACGAAGAAAAGAAGUGUCAGCGUAAAUCAUACGUAAUCAAAGUAAUAAACGUUCAACUAUAACCAAGUGUUUCAACAAGUUAGUGCAGAAUCAAGUACCAUCAACUCUGGAUUAAACCCGUGAGUUGCGAACGUGGCAGAAAGGUGAAUGCUGAUAGUUAAACCUACGCAAACAAUUCGCACGCUGGGUGCAUCGAACAAGGAAUGGGUCGCGUGUAAGUGUGUCAUUGGAAUCAGCUGGUAAAACAAUUCUGAUAAUAGCAGGUUUGAAUUAAUUGGCAACGUCCGCAGUGUUUGGUGAUGGGAGUAUAAUUGUAAACUAGGAAACCUUUAGUAGAACAUACGUAUUGAAGCUAAGGCCAAAUAUGUUAUAUCUGAAGAUUGCUGAAUAUCUUCUGAGAUAAACACAUGAGCGAUUACAGCAACUAAAACAGUCGCAGAUUCAGCCAGCAAACUUUUGUAGCUUCAUCACUAAUAAAGGCCAUGUAAACGAACUCCCCGUUGGUGUUUUCCAAAGAAACUGCUCUCCUACAAAGAUUCCAGAGUGUCAUCCUAUGGCAUUUCUCGUCAACCCUACUGGGGAAGUGUUAACAACCCAAGUGUGAAAAGCUGCCACACAUUCAAUAAAGUGCAGUAUAAUUACCUCUCGAAAAAAAGAGGACCCAACACAACCCGGGAAUCACACCGUCGAACAAAAAAAACGGUUCCCCUCAACUCGAGCGUUUCGUUCGACACUUUUGCUCAAGUGCUUUUUGGUUCGUUAUUUAACUCAAGUGAAAAAUAUGAUUUUGUAUCACAUCAUACCGUUCGUCCUUCGUCGUCAUGUGCAGCCAACAGGCACUAGUGGUUGACGUUUCCCGGGAAACUUUUUUAUUAUUUCCCCUUAAUGGCAUUGAAACCGUGGCAGUAGGUAAAAGUGCAGUAUAGUAGUGCUUCGGAAACAACAGAGAAAAAACGCAAUCCUCCGAGCGGAAAGUAUUAAUAACUGGAACAGGCCAGCAACAGCUAGUGCUCCUGGCGGGUACCAUAGUACAUACAUUGAUGUCCUUCAUCGUUGCCGUACCUACUCGUCUUCGUCAGUGCUGGCGUGUCGGUGGACUACGGACUGAACACGGUGGUAACGGACAUUAAACCACAUGGCCUCUGCCACCCGAGAGAGUACCGUGUGCUGCUUUCCCUCCAGUGAUAAAUGGCGUGACAGAGCUUAAAUUUGAUACCGAACCGAACAAGGACCCAGAAAUGAAAAUAAUUGCCCCUGCUUUAGAGUGCGGACCUAGGCCAAAAACCGAACCAAACCGUUAUUAAAUGCAUAAAUUUCAUCCUGACUAUCGAAGCUGAACCCUGGUGGUGGUAGAAAUAGCACAUUGCUGCAUCGCCACACACCAUCCUACACUGACGAAUGCACACAUGUAGAUGUGGGUAGAUGCUGAGGCCGAGGGUAACAACAUUGAAAGCUCUAUGCAGUUCAGUGAAUCAGAAAGCAGAGCAACCCCCUCAACAGCAGCAAGAACAACAGCCACGACAACCAAACGAAAAGUGAUCCCCUGUGGGUUAGAAUAGGUGCAUUGGUUGGAACGGGGUGCAUCGGAGUGGAGAGAGGCCUUGUGGUUUCCAAUGUUUGCAAUCCGAAUCAAAUCAAUACCGGCGAUGUGUUCCAGAGCUAGCACAAGCACCACUGGCAGCAGAAGUAGUAGUAAUGUUCUGAUAGUUAGUGCUCUGUUUUUAAUAAUUGUAGAAAUAAAUCAAACCGAUUGCAAUUUCAUACUGCCCAAAGUGGGUACAGCCUCGGGAGGGUUGCUGAACAAUGACGAUGUUAGCAUUAGUACCAGCAGCAGUAGCAAUAGUGGUGAGAAGUCUGCCUCCAGUUAUGAUGAGACGACCAGCAGCUAUUCGACGACUGCCGGGGGAUCUACUGGGAGCACCAGUAGUCCCAUCAACAGCAAUGCAUCCUCAGCCACAGCCUCUUCGUCCGGUCAGAAUGCCAGCACGGUGAACGGCUUCGAAGGACAGAUACCCCUGGAACGAUUGCCAUCCAAUACUUUGCUCAAGUAUACUGCCUACAAGGACGUUUCGAUUCUACAUUUCCGUAUACCGACCGAUACCCGUACCGCCUUCUUUAGUUUUAAGGCAUACGAAGAAUCUAAAAGUGCCUUUCAACGUGUGUGUCAACCGAACGACAUAACGUUACACCUGAAAUCUGGCAGCUAUCCAGUGAUAAGCCCGGAAAAUAUAACUUUCCCGAAGCAUUUUCUCAGUGCGGAUGAGAGAUUCGAGAUCCACAAUUUACAAUUUAAGUCCGACAGCAUAACGAGGCGGCUGAGCAUAGAUGGGCCUCAUCCGGGCAAUUGGUUUGCAGUGGCGUUCAUCAGCUGGACCGAUCCAAACAACGAGCGCAUCGAACAACAAGGCCUCGCUCCGUCCUGUGAGACGCUCCUAAUGUCUGAAAUGGCCGUGGCGCGCAUCACACCGGUUAUUCUGAAUGCUCAAACCUCGUACCGAGACACGAUGAGUGCCAACCAAACCGAGCCCAAGAGUUACAAGUUUUUCGUUCCCAGCGAUAUUUCAAUGGUGACGUGGCGGUUGCAAAUCAAGCGUCCCUGCAACGACUGCAGCGAUGUGAGCUUCUCCGUGCAGGCACACGCUUUGCCAACGCACAAGGACUACCUUCAGAAUGCCAUAAUAUGCCCCAAUCAAACGGGAGAUAUCAGCAUCGACUUUUAUCCACAGGAAAGCGCAUGGCACUACGUAGAUGUAGACUUCUUGAACGAGUCCGACGAGGGGCACUCGAAUCGGUCAUCAGGUGAGGCAAAGGCUCUCGAACUAGAAUACGUCAUAGAAAUGGAAUUCGAAUCAGCGAUAGUGGAACGUUCAGAAGACGAGCAUAAAGAAUCGACUGAAGAGAGUGGGAAGCAGACCGUACUGCAACGAAGAGGCUUCGAGCAGUACGCACUACUGCGACAAACCUAUCGCGAGUUUUUCAUGUUCGACUACGACCUUCUACCGGACAUAAACGGGACCGUACCACUUACAUUGAAUUUGAGCGCAGGAACUCCAGCAUUGAUGAAGUUCGACGUUAACGAUGUGUAUGACAUCGGAGGCACGUUGAGUUUCGCCGUCGCCAUGCGCCAAGAUAUGAAGAGCAUUCUGAUUGAUGCUCACCAAGCGAAUAGUAACGACCACGUUGGCGUAGUGGCUGAGAAGCUGAUCGACAUUCAAGAGAAUUUUGUAGAAGAAACUACAACGACGACAAGCACAACGGCGGCGCCUGCCAGCACUGCCCAGGACACCAAUCGAAGUAAUCAAACCGUAAUCGUUUGUAUGCGACUGGGUGAGCCAGGAAUUCCAACCUGGCCGGAUAAAUGCGUCUAUGGAAGACAUAUUUUCCCCGCAGCCAUCACGAUCAACAAUACCGAUUCAGACACCAGCACGGGCCUGGUUCACAUUCCGUUUCCGGAACCUGGCAAAUGGUAUGUGACUCUGGGAGUCUUCUGCCAUGGAGCAGAAACAGCAGCUAGGAUAACCAUCAUCGACAGUGUGAAGGAGUUUAUCAAAAAAUACCGGGAGGUUUUGUUGGACAUGAAACAGCCAUGUUCUUGCGCGGAAUUGGCAAAUUACUAUAAAGAGUGCCUGGGAAAUGAGAGCUGUUUGACGAAAAUGAACGAAACAGAAACGUUGAAGAUUAAAGAGUGUAUAAUGGAUGCAAAGUGUACCGAUGCGUAUGAUGAGAUGGCCAAGAAAUUUGAGGUUCAUCACAAGUAUGCGACAGAGCAAAGUGUAGCCGCAGAUACGGGAUGCAAUGGCAGUGUAGUGUUUACAAUAUCGUCUAGUCCUUGUGUGGCGGGGCGAUGUGGGCGAUUUGGUAGAUGUUACCACUACAUGUCAGGAGGUUUCGUCUUCUCGACUUGUCUAUGUUUGCGAAACUAUCGAGGUUGGGAUUGUACCGAAGACUCUCAAGUUCCGUCCAGUGCGUCGAUUCUGCUUGCCUCGCUAAUGUUAACGCUUUCGAAUUUAUUAUUUUUGCCUAGCAUUUUCUUCGCCGUAAAACGAGGCUAUUACACGGAAUCGAUCAUCUACUUCUUCGCGAUGUUCUUUUCUACUUUCUACCACGCAUGCGAUUCGGGCGAGGAAGAAUUCAGCUUCUGUCUCGUCAAGAUCGGUGUUCUACAGUUCUGUGAUUUCUACUGUGGCUUGCUGGCAAUUUGGGUUACACUGAUUGCCAUGUCCAACAUUCGGCACCAGUUUGUCUCUCUGUUGCACAUGCUGGGAGCGAUUCUUCUUGCAUUUGGAACUGAACUAAAUAAACAGUCCCUUUGGGUGUUCCUAGCUCCAGCGUUAACGGGAAUCUGCCUAAUAUCCGUAAGCUGGGGUCUUCGUUGUCGCAAAACGAAGAAAUGUUUCCCUUCGCGAGGCUACUUGGCCGUCUACUUACCAAUCGGUAGUGUGCUAGUAAUGGUCGGCCUCGUCUGCUAUGCCUUCUUGCAGACAAAACAAAACUAUCAUAUCGUACACUCGAUCUGGCACAUGGUGAUGGCCUUAAGUAUCCUCUGCCUACUACCGGGUCGGAAAACAUUCCAACCAAAAUGCUAGCAUACGGUGAUGAUCUACCUAUUAAAUUCCUCCUCGCAAUCGUCCAAUUCAAUGUCAACGGCGACCACUUCGGGAACGAGCCCGAACGUCAGUGCUACCACAACUACAGUGGCCUCGCCGUCGGCGGUGCAAACGGGAGAGGAAGUCUCCACCAUCACCGGUCCACGUGGAGAUAUCAAUCCUAUUAAUUGUACACUACAGCGCAACAGUUCCGUCGCGACAGCUAUUACCGAAAUCACUCCGUCGGCAUCACUUGUAAAUAAUCUAUCCGAUGCCACCGGCAACAACAGCAUGUCGUUGUCCUCUACGUAUUCAUCACUCGCUUCCGCAAGCACCACUGUCACCGUUGCCAGCAGCAGUGGCACGAGAUAGAAUCCGGGGAAAGGCAUUAAUUAACGACCCUUUACCACCCGCGCUACUACGCUCUAUAUGGCGGAUGACGGCAGCGGCGGCAACAGCAAAAACAAGCACCACUGUGUUGUAGGUUUUAAGCAUGACCCAAUCUGAUGUUAACUGUUUCUGUAUAGCACCGGGAACUAAAUUGAAUGAACGCAACAAUCUCAUCAAAAAAAAAAAAGCCGGAUAGACAUCGCAUAUAGGGUAGAAUAGAGAUAGAUAGGGAUGAGCAUGCGAGAUUUCGUCGUUCUAGUCUGAUACAAUCAACUGGAGCAAAUGGGGAUGAAAGAAGCGUUUAUAUGGGAUAUUGGAUAGAAACCAAACAAACAUGCGUUACUAAUCUUAAUUGUUUCCCGUACCAUCACUACCGAGCUAGAAGUGUCAUCUGCUGACAGGUUUGCUUAGCGAGAUGAAAGUGAUGUGUUACCACAGGAAUGGGUUAGUUAUUUUUAUCUUGAUGCUAGAUUUUCAGUUGGAACUAUCGAAGUCUGAGCUUUCACUUCAUGACCAUUCGUCAAGGUGUUACCUUCCAUGUCCCUGCACAUUUUGACCAGCGGACAUUUGGCAUGGUUAAGGCACGACAUCUAUCAUAUAUUUCACAAGGGAAAUUUUAAGAAGAACUUUUUGAUAAAUUUCUUGUAAAGUUCUAUUAAUUUGUCAGAAAUACUCUAGUUUUAAAACUAAUCGAGCUUGACACCAGUCUUUUAAAAUUUAUCCAAGAAUUAGCCCGAAACUAAUCUUUGGGGCUUUCCAUGAACCACGUGGUCAUUUUUCUGGAUUUCCCAAACAUCUCUGCUCGAACUACAAGCUUUAGUUGGACAAUUUUCUUAAUAAGCAUUAAGGACAAGGUAUUUGGGGUACAUAGCUCAAUUUUUCUAGAGCACCGUUUUUUAGAACCGGUGAACGGAUAUGGCUGUAAAUGCAUCACGCUGAUUGUUCAGUGGCUGUCAUCAGCGUGAUGCAUUUUGAAAAAAAAACGGUGCUCUAGAAAAUUUGAGCUAUGUACUCCAAAUACCUUGUCCUUAAGGCUUUUUACGGCAUCAUCAGCAUUGUUAGCCAUGUUGGAUAUAUGGCUCUAAAUUUCAAAGUGAUAAUUCUCUGCCACCAUAGCGAAUAUUCGUCUGAAAAAGUAUCACCCUAAUUGCUCACUCGCAGUGAAUGCGAUGAUACUUUUUCUGCUGCGUUGCUGCAGAAUUGACAGUUUUUUAUCACUUCAAAAACGCGAGGCAAACAAUCAUUGAAAAGCAAAAAGUCAAUGAUUCGUGUGAAAACCUAGUGACGCAUCAUGACACCUUAAGGUGAAUAUAUGACGAAGCCACACCUCAAAUUUUCAAGACCACAAAUCUAAAGAACCGAAUGUCGGUUUGAGCUGAAAAGUUGAUCGAUUGGUUACCCGCUGGUGGUGACCAAUCGAUCAACUUUUCAGCUCAAACCGACAUUCGGUUUUUCAGAUUUGUGCUCUUGAAAAUUCGAGGUGUGGCUUCGUCAUAUAUUCACCUUAAUGAUUAGCGUUUUGAUAGCGUUGCAAACCAGUUCGAACUACAUCACAGAUAUUACGUAAGGUCCUAUUAUGUAAUUCUCGGAUUGAAGAAUAGGGGAAUUUCCUCAAUAACUUUUCUAAAUUAGAACCCCUUACCAAGACUACGUGUUUAUAUUUAUAUUAUCCGAAAUAGGGGAAAUUGUGUAUUUGUGGCAGUUUUGUUCUCUUCGUCAUGGGGAUUUUUCGAAAGCUGUUCAACUCAAAGUUGGCCUCAAAUUCUGCACAAUCAAGCUGAAUUAUACGACCAAAUUUCAGAAAAAUUGCCCGACAAAAACCCAUCAUGACGAAGAGAACAAACCUGCCGUAGCCCUAGGUUGACUAUCGUAUUGAGUUUUCAUGUGUAGGUUUGUCAUCAAUAUUGCAUAUGCUUUUAUUUAUAGAAGAAAGAAACUUUAAGAGGUACUCACCUCUGAGAUUUAUGUUGGUCCUUCACCAUACUGUGCGAUCUGCAUUUGCAUCAUAGCCAACCACGAAGGAGAUUUGGUUAUAGGAGACAAGAGCUGUUAUCUCUGGGACAGGAAUACCAACUGCAUCUUCGUAUGCAAACUGACAGCCACGAUACAAUGUCUCCCCGAAUGAAUUCUGUAAUGAGAAAACAUUUAAUGCUGUUGUGUGUCAGAGCAAGAGCUAGCUGUCAUCAUAUACCAACUUGCACGAGUUUACGGUACUUGUUUUAGCUGUUUGACCCAUGGCUCUUGAAUGCGCGUCACGAACGUUGUUCUUUUGGAAUUCUCCAACAGAGUACAUCUGUUGUGUUCUAGACGUGAUUUUUCGUAUUAUUUAGAUAAUCCGCUUUUCCGGAUGGCAUUGGCCAGUUCUGUAUACCGAAUACUGAUUUGCAAAAAGUUAAGCAGACUAGAUAUCCUCAUCAAGUCAGGUUUCAGUCAAAACUAUAACGUCAUAGUCAUGUUCAGAGAUAGCCAGGAAAAAAUCGCCAAUUUUAGUCCGUAAUCCACAAACAUUUUGGCAGUAAAUUCGUAAUUCGUAAUUCCUGUAGUGUUGGGUGUGCAUUUGGAUUCGUCGGGUCCGGCACAUAGAUUGCUGGACCAGAAUCUGCAGGCGGUACAGGGUUAAAAAAAUGCUGGGUCCUUCGUACCUCAUCCUCAGUAAAUUGACGGAAUACGAUCCCUUAUGGUCAAAAAAUAGAAUCCAUAGCUUUUGAUGUCAACUCAUAACGAACAACUAUCUUAAAUGAGAUGGAUGACAGAGUUGAAGGAGACCGACCUUUCGGUAUUAACUAUUUCGCGGUGACUUCAUCCGUAUACAAGCAUUCUUUGACGAGUUUCUUGAUAUUCGAUUCAGAUGCUUCCGGAGAUAUUAUGUUAAGAUAAAUUCAGAACUUAUCGACGGGUCUAUCUACACGGGACGGGAAAGGGUUGGCUGUUAUCAGAUCAGUUCCACGAAGUAUUUUGAACGAGUGAUAGGAUGUCGUACCUCCAUCGUCACGUCUUCUCUUGGGGGAUUUGGAGGAAUGAUCAAACUUAAAUGAUCGAAGAACUGGAGACAAUUUGUUGAAUUCUCCUUCGAUCUCCUGCCUGAUCUCGGCAAUCAGACUUUCUUUGAUCUCGCACUUCAUUUCUUCCAUACAUUUCGACUGUGGCAGCCGACAUUUCCGAUGUUUUUGUUGCUGGUUGUGUCUACUCAUUUCAAGUCACAUGAAUCGCUAGAGGAAAGAGGAAGUUAAUAUUGAGGAUCAACUUCCUACGUUCGCGAACAGUCUCGCAUACUGCUCAUAGCUGCGUAUCUCUGAAAGUGUAGAAGGAAAAAAAUACAUGAAUUCAAAAUUAUUUGCUUUACACAAAAUCAAUUGCUGUAUGCUCAUUAACUAUCCUUAACUGUAUCAUUUAAUUUGGAUUCUAUCUUCCGGUAACAGAAGAUACGACCUUUCUACAGUUCUACAGUUCUUCAUUUCUUCCUUUCAUGCUCCCAUUUCCCUUUCCUCUUUCAUCAGUGUAUGUGCCUUUGCUACUACAUGUCAGCAAAAUUCAUCUUUAUCGUACCAUCACAACCCUCGUCAUAAAACAAAUCCCGUGUUGCACUCAAUUGGCAACAUGGGUUUCCCAACAUCCUGUCUCUAUAAUUAAACGAUCAAACAUACAAUCCCUCGCUAAAAAAACAUCAACAUUCUUUCAAAAAAAAACCGGACACAACAUUCCCCGCACCCAACUGGGUCUGUUUGUACAUUCCAUCUAAGUUCAUCAUCUCCCGCGGUCUCCGCUGGUCGGCGUAACAUUUUCGAUUGCGAAAUGGGUACAUAUUUGUACAACUAACUGGAGUUGAAAUUUCCCACGAAACCAAACCAAACAAUCCCAUGUAGCCCACUGCACACUGCACACACACACACAUUGCACCCCCGCACUCACUCAAGGCCACAACGCGCCGCGUGAGCUCUUCAAACCCCGUUCGAGAGCACGCGGUAUUUGCACUUCUUCUGGACCCCCACGAUGAAAGCCUGCCAGGAAGCUAGAUGUUUUUUACGCUAAACAAAUGCGGAAAAUGGUCACUUAAUAACGAAAAAAAAAGAGGACUAAAUUGUUGGACAUUCCGUGUCAAGUAAAGGGUGUUAAUGUGUUUGUGUUGUAUAUUCAAAUUAACUAUAAGUUCUUUUCCUAUGAAGCAUUGAAACGUGGUUUUAUAACUAGUUAUGGUUUUAUACGUUGUUUUUAGUUUUAAUUUAGCUAGAGAAAUCAAGCAAAACAUUGCUGAGCUUACGAAAAUAGAGUAGCAUUUUUAAAGACUCCUGAUUUGCUUUUAACAUCCAAUACAAUAUUAAUGAAUCAAAUAAUUCCAUAUAGAUUCGACAUGGAACUAAUUCAGUUUGUGCAAACAAUGAAGAAACAGCUAUUUUCAACGUUGAUAUAUUACAGCGGAAUCGUGGAAAACUUAACACAACAUUCAGUGUGAACGUGAAAAACAACGUAGAUGUUAUAGGUAAAUGUAAUUUAUUUGAAUUCUUUACAUCACCAAGAUGGAACGAAUUGGUAGCACAGAAUCUUAGGUUAUAAUCGUUCCCGUUACGAAAUACACUGGAGCAUGAUUAAUUUAAGAGGAAAUCCAAUAUGGUGCCCGUUAUUUUUCAAAUAUUCACUGAUAUAAUGUUUUAACACCAAACUCUUUCGAAAACUUCUCUAAGACCUGUACAAAACAAGCCUUUUGUUUUUAAACGAUGAACCACAUUGAAUUUUCCCUUAAAUAGGAGAAAUAAACAACUAAAUUGUGAUCUACUCUAUAAGGUAAAACAAACUGAAAAUAUUUGCACUUAAUGUUAGAAAAUGGCACCAAACAGUAAAACAAAAUGGCAAGAAACUAAAAAAAGUUCUAAUACAAUUCAGCUCAAAACACGAUUCAAGAAUCAAAAGCAAAUCGUACAUUGGUUCAAGCAGCUGUGAUCAACUUGUCACAUGAUUUUAGUAACUAUAGGUCGAACAAAUUUAACACGAAGCACGAAGUGAAUGGUUUUUUGUUUUGGAUUCAAAAAAACAUUCGAGAGAUAAACACUAGAUUAGAUAUUACCGAAACGGAAAACCGAUCCUAUGAUUUACUACUCGCCUGAAGGUUCAAAGAUCGUCGUCGAUAGGGAUGCAAACUAUUACAUCUGUAAUAAAAAAAGAGGAAAAACUAGAGAUGUAAUCUGCAAUGCAUGAGUAAAACAACAAAAAAAGAUCAGUAUAUGGAAAAAGCAAUGGUAAAGAAUUCUACCAAAGAAUAGUGAAAAUAAAAUAAAAGGAAUACUUGCAACUUGUAACAAGCACACAUUUUGUGUCGUGUCUAUAAAUUAGCGGAAUUGUGUAGUAGGAGGGAAGCAAUUGUGUGGGACUCGCUGUAUGUAAAUGAAUUCGAAUGACAACCGAUUACGGAAUACAAGAUUUUUAUAGCAAAUUAA